CUUGCAGUAAGUAAGCAAGCAAACGAAAAUGCCGAAAUGCGAGAAAAGACGGUGGAAAGGCAAAUUAGUAAGUGAAAAAGUAUACCAACAGAGAUUAAAACAAAGUCAAAAUUGUAAAACUGUAAAUGAAAAUAAAAUCAACGCAAACUCAAAAUUCGAGAACCAAACUCAAAAUUCAGAACCACAAAAUGAAUCAACUCAAUCGGACUACAUGGAAGGACGCCGCAUAGUUGAAUUUUCCGUUCUCGCUGAGCAAUUCUGGUGUGUGUCACGCAAGGAAGCUCUUUCUCUAAGUUAUAUAGAAAAAGAAAUGCACAGAGGCUUGGGCUCGAUAUUGUUGGUUAGGUGCCACAAAUGUUUACUAAUAAAUUCAGUCACCACGAGUAAACAACACAGCUGGGCAAAUCGACGCUUGUCUCGUUUUGACGUAAAUACUAAAGCAGUAAUCGGUGUUCUUCAUGGUGGAUUAGGACAUACACAUCUCAAAAAAAUACUAUCCUGUUUAAAUAUUCCAACUAUUGAUUUCAAGACAUUCAAGAGAUAUGAACAAGAAGUUGGACAGGCAACAGAGAGUAUUGCGAAGGAAAGUUGUCAGAACGCAGCAGAUUUGGAACGGCAACUCACAUUAGAGAAUAUAGAAAACAUUCAACAGCUAUUACCAGAGAGUUUACAAUCCAACUUUAUAAUUCCUAAUCAAUCUCAAGUAGAGGAAGCGUCAGUAACUUUCAAUGAUGUUGUGCGCAUUAUGGUUUCAUAUGAUAUGGGCUGGAGCAGGAGAGGUACUGGAAGAAAUUAUGAUAGUUUGAAUGGAUUUGGAGCAAUAAUCGCAUGUCUGGACUUGUUCUUGAUUACUCAACUCGUAAUAGAAAAUGUAAAAAAUGCGAUAGCGGAAAUCAUCCAGCUAAUCAUGAUUGUCGAUUAA
Mycetomoellerius zeteki is the source of this 922-nucleotide messenger RNA. RefSeq lists its product as uncharacterized. The coding region runs from base 29 to 922 and encodes 297 amino acids. Lineage: Eukaryota; Metazoa; Arthropoda; Insecta; Hymenoptera; Formicidae. The record is from RefSeq and is a predicted model, not a curated record. The transcript is spliced from 3 exons.